Solea solea (common sole) is the source of this 1475-nucleotide messenger RNA. It is a transcript of the gene rell1, whose product is annotated as RELT like 1. The record is from RefSeq and is a predicted model, not a curated record. Gene Ontology annotation, biological process: positive regulation of p38MAPK cascade. Gene Ontology annotation, cellular component: plasma membrane. NCBI's taxonomy places the organism in Eukaryota, Metazoa, Chordata, Actinopteri, Pleuronectiformes, Soleidae. The transcript is spliced from 8 exons. Bases 250 to 1020 code for a protein of 256 amino acids.
UGCAUUGCUCUCUGAUGGAGGCAGUGCCGCUCAAGUCAAUGGGGCCGCUCUCGGACCAGGGCGUAUUCACUGUUUGGGAAUCAGGAAAUGCGCUCAUGUUAGUAGGAACACUUCCAGGGUUCAAUUAGUUGAGUACACGGUGUGAGCACCACUGCUGUUAGUGUAUGUUUACCAAGCAGACAGUUCAACACCGCCUGUCAGAAGCAUCACGGGCAGCCCACCGGCCAGCUGCUGCUCUCCUGUCUUCCAAUGGCCGAUACAACCGCGUUUUCACCGGAUAAAACAUCAGUCAAUGGAGAUGGUACAACAGGAGCCAAAAACCCAGACUAUAUCGCCUUCGUCCUGGUGCCGGUCUUCUUCCUCUUGGGCCUGUUAGGGGUGGUAAUCUGUCACGUGCUGAAGAGGAAAGGCUACCGGUGCACGACUGAGGCCCAGGAUGAAGAUGAGGUAUUUGAUGAAGAGGAGAAGGACCUUGAACUGGGUGGAGAGCUGAACGACACCAGUGACAACGACACAGUCGGACAGAUUGUUCAUUACAUCAUGAAAAAUGAAGCAAACUCUGAUGCUCUGAAAGCCAUGGUUCAUGACAACAGCAUUGACUCUGAUGGUCCUCCGCUCACCCCCUCCUCCCCCAACAGCCCAACUUCUCCGAUGACGCCCAUCUCACCCGGAGCGCCUCUCGGAGCUGCCAAGCACACCUGCAACCACCUUCACACCAUCGGAGGAGCGAGUGGCAACAAGAACAUCUGCACCCGCUGCAGCCAAAAGAAAUGGCCACUGAUCAGGAAGCCAUCGCUUCAUAAGGCAGAGCAGCGGCGCAGUCAGUACGGAGAGGUCACGGUCCUGGCUGUGGGCAGGUUCCGGGUGACAAAGUGUGAAAAACCACCCAGGGAGAGGCGGACUCUGUUAAUAACAGACACUAAUGGCAGCGUCCCAGCAUCCCCCACGGAGGCGUUCAGGAGCCGGACGACGUCUGAGUCCCAGCAGGUUCAGUCGGGCAGCACGGACACAGAGAAGUGAUAAAAGCAGGAAACUCCAGCUUUCCAAAGGGACGGGAGAAGCAACAUCUGGACACUUUUUUUUCCCCAAAAAACAACAAAGAAGAACAUUCAAACGUCAGCACAGGAGGAGGAGGAGCACGAGGAGCGCCGGGGGCGGAGUCCAUCCAAGAAUCGUCCACAUUCUCGUCAGGCGCAUUAAAAGGUGCUGCUGAUGAAGACGGCGGUUUUAUUAACAAGUAGAAGGGGGGGGGGUAAGGUUGUGUCGGGCUGUGCACUCAAUUUCCUCCUGUAGUAAUUUACAGUAGUGCCUUGCUCAAGAGCAGCUGCUCAACGUUCAAAGGAUCUUGUCCGAAAGAACAAAGGUCUUAUUGCUCGUGUGAUGUUGACGCGGUGGUCUGCGGCGUAGACGCGUGCGCGCGUGACAUGUUUUUGCAUGUUAUCAACCAGUUGAGCUGAUAACACCCCCCCCCCCAA